Molecule: messenger RNA, 9609 nt
Organism: Trichomonas vaginalis G3
Lineage: Eukaryota; Parabasalia; Trichomonadida; Trichomonadidae
Product: deleted in lung and esophageal cancer 1 (DLEC1) family
Exons: 1
Coding region: 1-9609 (3202 amino acids)
Biological process (GO): cilium movement; axonemal central apparatus assembly
Cellular component (GO): axoneme
Source: RefSeq, a predicted model, not a curated record
AUGAAUGGCGCAAGCUCUGCACGAUUAGAACCACAGUUUGCACUGUUUACGCCAACACAUAUAACAGCCGAGUCUAAAUUCACAUUUAAAAUCAUUAGUACAGCGAAAACUCAAAUGCAUUACCAAUGGAGAACAUAUGGGACUGAUGACGAAGAAUUAGAAGCAAUCAGUCAUUUGGAUCUUCAUGAUGCUGAAGAAAGAAAUGAAGCUCGCAACAUGGUAAUGUUCCAUUCCAAAGUUUUUCGUUUCGAUAAUAACGAAAGUCUUAUAUGGCCUGGACAAUUCGUUAAUUGCAUAGCAUAUUUCCAUCCUGAUUUAUCAGUUAAACACGAAACUACAGCGUAUCUCUAUAUAAUGGAAACAGGAGAAAGAAUUCCAUUUAAAUUACAAGGCAUGGGGUUAUCACCUGAAGCAAGAUUUAGUGUUACAUCUAUAAAUGUUGGCCAUGUGACACUAGAUUCCGUCAUGGAAUAUGAAGUAUACCUUGAAAAUACUGGAGAAGUUGUUUGUGAUUUCUCGUUAACUCCGAAAAAAGUCGAAAAUCUAAUAUUCGAGUUUACUCCAAGCUCAGGAUAUAUAGAAAUUGGCAAUAAAAUUCCGAUUAGAAUUAAAUUUACUGCAAAUUACGUUGGCCAGUUUACAGAGACAUUCGAAUUUCAUAUUAAAGGCGUUUCCCAAAACCACCCAACAAUUGGAUUAUACGGACGUGUUGUAGGACCUACAUUUCAGAUAGAUGUCGCAAGAUUAGAUUUUGGAAAAGUCAGUUAUGGAUUCCUUUAUACAAAAACAUUCGAAAUUUCAAAUAAAUCCGAAAUACCAUUUGAUUAUUCAUUAGCAUUAUCGCACGACGGAACAUUUUCAAGGAGAGAAUUUGCGAUUUCUCCACAGACAGGAUUAAUCGGAAAAUUUUCAAAGCAAAUUAUUACGGUUGAGUUUAUACCAAUGAAAGCACGCGAUUACAAUUUGCAAUUAGUUUUUUCAAUAGAUAAAUUCGGUGAAAAAAUGGCAACAAUACCAAUUUCAGCAGAAUGCAUAUCACCAACAGUUACUCUUGUAAAAGAUACAAUUAAUCUCGGAAAUAUUUUCAUUGGAGCUGAAUAUCGAAAUAAAUUACAAUUUAAAGACGAUACAGACUUACCAGCCAAAUACGAAUUCAUUCCUGCAAAUGAUGCAUCAUUGCUUCAAGCCAAUUUUACGGUUUCCCAUCCAAAUGGCGUAAUUAAUCCACAUACGACUACUGACAUGGAAUUUGUCAUUGUCCCUAAGCAGCUCGGCCCUCUAGACAUUGUACAGCACAUAAGGUUCUUUGGAAGUGAGAAUCCACCGCUUCCUUUUUCAAUUAAAGGAACUGUUACCGGACCAAACAUCCAAUUUUCACAAGAUAACAUCAAUUUCGGAAAGAUCCAAGUACUUAAAGAGACUUCCCAUCAGAUAGUAAUAACAAACAACUCAGCAAUCGAUGCAUCUUUCACUGCAUCUGCUGAAUGCGAUGGAAACAUAUUCAAAAUAUCACCAGAAGAGGGCCACAUACCAGCAGGAGCCCAAAUCACUGCAAAUGUCAUUGCACAACUCGAUGACAUGAUUGAAUUUAAAGGAAAAAUUGUAUUUCGUUUCGACAAUUUGAAUCCUUUGUAUAUAAACUUGAAAGCAACAGGUACAGGAUCCACAAUUGUUCCAUCUUUACCAUCUACAUCUCUCGAUAUGGGCAAUAUUUUCACAGAAGUUCCAAAUGUCAAAAAAUUUACAUUGACAAAUAAAGGAAGAAGGAACCAAGAAGUCAGAUUCUCUGUCCAGAAGCCUAAACUAUCAUCCAGUGAAGGUGUAAAGUUCUCUUGUGGAAUAUCUCCUGAAGUACAAGUUCUUUCUCCAGGCCAAGUUGUUAAAUUCACUCUUACUGUUCAAUCUGACAAAACAAUUUCGUUUUCUGAUGGUAUUAUGUGUCAUGCAACAGUAGGAAAACAAAGACAAGAGAUAUUCACUUUAUAUCUAAAAGGACAAUUUGUCCGACCAUUUAUCUCUUUCAAUAAACAAGUUGUCACUUUUGUGCAUGUUCAUAAUUCCGCUAAAGAAGAAGAAUUAACAGGAAAUGAGCAUACAACUAAAGCCAUUUCACCACCAACAGAGCUAUUACCACAGUUACGAAGUGACUUUGAGAUAAACAACUCUUCAAAGUUACCUUUGACUGUAAAAGCUGAAUGUCCAUCUCCUUUCUCUAUUUCGGAGACGAAUUUUGUUUUGGAAGCAUCACAAAAGAAGAAAUUAACGGUAACAUUCGAACCUACAUUUAAAGAAGAUUAUUCUUGUGAAACUAUCAACAAAAAGAUUGUUUUCACUUAUAAAGAACAUCCACAAGUUUCGACAUUGAACUUGCAAGGAUCAUUUAUAUUCCCCAACAUCAUAUUCAAACCAGACAAAAAGAUUGAUUUCGGAAUUUUGUUGUAUAACACUGAACAGUCUAAAGACAUUUCCAUGACUAAUCCUACAGAUCUACCAGUAGACUUCGUAUGGGAAUUGUUCCCAGACGCAAAUGGUGUUGACAUCAAAAACAUUUUCGAUAUUUAUCCAAUCAGAGGACACAUCGAACCGAAAUCAUCAGAUACAGUACAUAUUUCUUUCUUCUCACAAAUGGAUUCGGAAGGAAGAUCAACAACUUUCCAAGGAAAAGCUGUUUGCCAUGUAAUAGGAGGCCCUGAUUACACAAUGAAAUUAGUUGGCGGGUCCGCAAACAUACAAUAUAAAUUAGAUCCGGUUGAAAUGGAUCUUGGUGAUAUUGGCUAUUUAGAUAAUAUCCAAACUAAUAUUACUUUAUCAAAUUUGAGUGAUGUUCCAUUGAAUUUUGCUGUGAAAAUACCAAAAGGAAAUGCAUUUACUACUUUCGUUGUUACUCCUAAUGAAGGAACAGUCCCUGUAAAUACAACACAGAAGUUUAAUAUAAUAAUGACUCCUGGUUUACCAAGAAUGUUUGAUGAAACAUUCUUUAUAAGAAUUGGUCAUUUCGAUGAAGCAAGAGUAAACAUAAGAGUUAAUUGUUUCAUUCCACAAUGUAAACUUUCAUUGCCAAGACAUGAAACAGAUCCUUUGUUGAUGCAAUUUAACCAAAAGAGUGAUAACAAGAAACUAUCACAAACAAGAAGAAGAAAUGCUUUGGUAAUGGUAUCAACAGCAACAGUGAUGGAGGAGGAAGAAGAGGAAGAGGAAAUAGAAAGUAAACAACCAACAGAUGAAGAAUUAUGCGAAAUAGAAAAACAGUUGUUAAUUCAAAAAUUGACAAAUAAAACAAUGUUUGACCAAUCAUCUUUGAGAAGAAGAAGACAGAAAGGAGAACCUGUUCCUGUUUACGAAGGAUAUGUCGCAUCAAGAUUCGUAUUGGAUAUGGGCAAAAUCGUUUUCGGAAAGAAAGAAACUCGUAAAUUUACAAUCACUUCACUUGCUCCUUCUCCUAUUUCAUUUGAAUUGAAUACAAAAGAAAUUGCUGAAAGUGGAUUUACCAUUGAACCUACUUCCUUCAAAGAUGUUCCUCCUAAUCAACCAAUAGAAGUAACUGUUACAUUUGACAUUAAAAAGAAAGCUCCUGAAGUUAAUGGUGUUGUUAAUUAUACAAUGCCACUUUUAUUCAAUAUUGAUUACGCUUAUAUUCUUUAUUUGAAGGCCGAUUUGCAGAGACCAUAUUUGAAUUUAUCACAGACACAUUUCGAUUUCGGAACAACAAUUGUUGGUCAGACAUAUACAAUGACAUUACAAUUGCAAAACAUGAAUACUGUUCCUGUCGAAUUCCACUUUUCUGAUGCCCAAUUUUCGAAUGUUUUGACACAAAGAAGUAUUGCAAAAGAUCCAGGUUUCAUCAAUGUCUUCACAGCAACGCCAUCAAUGGGUAUUUUACCACCUGUUUCAUUCCAAAACAUUGAUAUUUCUUUCCUUCCUACUCAAGAAAAGAAUUAUUCAAUGCAAUUCCCAAUUGACAUCAAAUACAACAAUCAAACAUCAUUUGUUACUUUGAAAGGACAAGGUGUCCAAUUAAAAGUAACAUUUGAUCCACCAGAAUUGCAUUUACCACCAAUCCUUCCUUUCUCAGAUCCAUCACAGAUACAAGUAAAGAUGGUAAAUCCAACAGGAUAUCCAAUAGAAGUUAUCGCAACUCAAUUUGAUUUGCAGUUAUUAAUUGAAGAAGAAUCCGCAAAGAAGAAUUUGGUUUUAGACGCUUCACAAACAAUAAGUGAAUCGGAUAUCAAUGUACAAUUACCACAACAAAUUCCGCAAACUCCUGCUGUUUCCAAAUUCUCUAUUUGUGUAAUUGUUCAUGGUCCUUCUGGCUCUGGAAGAACAACAAUCUCUAACGCUGUUGCAAAAUAUCUUGGAAAUGUUCCAAUAAUUUCUGUCAAAGCUUUAUGGGCAGAUUUAUUGAAACAAACAGAGCCACCACCAUCUCAAGCUGAUUUCGUUAACAUAUUCCAAGAAAGAAUUGUUCAGGCUGAUUGCUCAAAUGGUUUUGUCAUUGACGGUUUGGACGGUUUGCCAGAUGUUCCUGACAUUGAACAGUUUUACACUCAUUGUCUUAAGACGAAGAAUAUUUGGGAUGAAUCAAUAAAGAAUCCAUUCAAACCAAUAGAACAUCAAGUUUUGGCUGCUUGUGAACAAGCUCUUUCUUACAUUUUAGCUGCUUUGGAUGGACAUUAUGUUUUCAUGGUUGCUUUGCAUGCAACUGAGGAUAUUCUUAAUGAAAGAAAAGAUGCAAUGGCAUCAGCUGAAAGAAGACGUAAAAGACAUGAAGCUGCUGCAGAAAAAGUCGCUUUGUUCAAGAUGUCUGAUGAAGAAUACUUGAAAUUAACUGAAGAAGAAAGACAACAAGUUGACAAGAAACGAGAAGCUUACAGAAGAAGAGCACUUAGACAAGCUUUAGAGAGUGAUGCAGAGAAAGGAAUUGUCAAUGCUGAUACGGAUUUGAUGUCUUCAAGAAGAAGAUCUUCAUCACAUAGAUCAUCAAGAGAUAAAUCAAAGAAAGAAGAUACUCCAACAAAAGAAAAAAGUGACAAAAAAGAGAAAAGUGACAAAAAGGAAAGCCGAAGACAUUCUAAAGACAGAAGAAGUUCGUCAGCCAAAUCAGGUGAUAAAGGAGAUGCAGAAAAAGAGAAAUCAUCAAAGGAAAAGAAAGAAUCUUCAUCAAAAGAUCCAAGAAGACGCGAAAAAGACAGUGCACUUAAAUCUCCUAAGGGAGAAUCUUCUGAUAAGAAGAAGUUAAGACAAUUAAAGGCUUAUCCAACAGAUCCAAUACAAAGGGAUGUAAUAGGAUUCACAUUUACACUUGGAACAAUUGUUCAAAGACUCAAAGAUGGUGGAGAACAAUUUGCUUCAAUUGAUCCACAUGAUAUCAUCAAAGAUUCAGUGAAACCAUCUGCAAUUGCAUCCAAAGAAAGUUUGCCAAACGCUGAAACAUCAAGUUUAUUAGCUUCGCCUAAUUUGACCAAAUCCAAAUCUAGUUUGGGUUCUGAUUUAUUGAUGGCUCCUUUCAUUGUUUCUCAGAAUGUUAUUUUAAUCGAAUCAAUGGGCAAACCAGAAGAUUCCAAUGAAUACAUCUAUAACUUCAUUCCUCAAAUCAAUCAGCUCAAAGAAAAGGCUUUCACACGUCUUAUUCCUGCUCCAAGAAUCAGUUUACCUGAUCCUUCAACAUUAACAAGAGCAACUUUGUCACAAAUGCCGAAAUUCUUCUCUAUUGUUGUUGAAGAACCAUUUACUCCAGAACAAGUAAAUACAACACAUGUGAUGAGACCAGAUUCAACAACUAAAAGUGGAAGAAAAUCAAGAACAAGAAGAGAUAGAUCAAAUGAGCCUUUGUUCUCUGAGGAUUACGAUCUUUCAAAGAGAACUCCUGUUUGGAAGAUUGAACCAAAUUCAAGUCAAACAUUGACAAUCCAAUUCGAAGCGCAGUUGGCUGGUGUUUACAAAGAUAACAUCAUCUUCUCUUUGAUAAAUGGAAGAAGCGAUGUAACUAAAUUAAGAGUUAUUGGUACUUGCGCUUAUCCAGAUAUUACAAGAGAUUUGAAAUUGUUAUUCCCGAAGAGAGUUCCAAGAUUAGACAACAAAACAGAAACGGCUUUUGUUGCUGAUAUUCAACAGUUCUAUUUCGGAUCUUUGUUGGUUGCCAAGGAUAGACCUGCAAAAGCACCUCCUGCAUACAGACAAGCCAUUACAUUGACAAAUCCUUCUCUGUUUCCUGUUGAAUUGUCUGCGUUUUUACUUGAGAAUCCUCCGAAAUCUCCAUGGGUUAUUGAGAAGCCAGUAUUAACAAUUGAACCGGGACAAAAUGCUGAAUUCUCAUUUGGAAUACAUCCAACACAACCUGACACAUACCACAACACAAUUAUCUUCUUCAUUAAAGAUAAUCCAGAGCCAUUUACAUUCCCUGUUGGUGCUGAAGGUUGUGUCCCAACAAUUGAGUUGAAUAAUCUCAAUCUCGAAUUCGAAAAACUUCUUUUGAAUCAAACUAAAACAUUGUCAAUCGAACUCAAGAAUCCAGGAAAGAUUCCAGCAGCAUGGAGACUCAAAGGACAACAACAGCUUGGCACAAACUUCACAUUCAACUGCCAAGAAGGUGUGUUAAAUCCAAGAGGUUCAUUUACAAUUACUUGCCAAUUCACUUCGAAUAAAUCAUUGGCAAUAAAGAAAGCAAUACAAAUAGAGACAUUGGAUAAAAGUCUUGCUCAUGUCUUCAGCACGAAGAACAUCAAUAUUUCUGCUGAAGCAUUCGAUGUCAACUUUGACUUCCAAUAUCCAAAAGGAUUAGAUCAUUUGCAAUUCGGAAUGAUGAAAGUUUCUCAGCAAAAAUCUAUUGCAGUCACAUUGAAGAACAAAGGAAAGUAUCCAUCUCUUUUCAAGAUCACUGUUGCAGGAGCAAGAAUUGCUAAGUUAUUCACAAUAACACCAAACGAAGGAACAUUAAAUUCCAAUGAUAAACCUUUGACAAUUAAUUUCAAUUUCACUUCCCCGAGAUUGAUUAAUUACUCAAAUGCAAAAGGUUUGGCAUUAGUUAUCACUGAUUCUUUGACGAACACUGUAACAGCAACACUUCCUAUUCCAUUCUCCGCACAAACUGUUUACAGCUCAUUCGUUGUUAAUCCAACAGGAACAAUUGAUUUUGGUGCUUUGGCUUGUAACGAACAACUCACGAAACAAAUAACAAUAGAAAACAAUGGAUCAUUCCCAUUCGAAUACGAUAUACAGCCUAAACCAGAACCAGUUGAUCCUAAAGAAGUUACAACUCCGAAAGGAAAGAAGAAAGCACCAGCGAAACCACCAGCUCCAGCAAGAAAAGUUGGACGAGGAAAGGAAAAAUCGAUAUUAAUAGGUAACUACAUAAUUGUUCCAUCACAACAAGUUGUUCCUCCUGGUGGAAAAGUUUCUAUUGACGUUGAUUUCCAGUCAGCAACAAAUGGCAAUUUCGACAGUACAGCUUUGAUAUCUAUAACAGAUGUGGAUACUUCAAAGACUCCAGGACCAAUUCCAAUUUCUUUCCACGCAGCUGUUCAUACUCCAGCGAUUUUGACUCAUGAUUUCGAGAAAAUCUUUGUUGGAACGAUGUUAUCUUUGAGAUGCGAUAUUUCCAAAGAUCCACAAACAGCAUUUCUUGAAGAUGAACAAGUUUUAUUCUUCGCUGCAAGAAUUCUUGGUCAGAAAACAGAAGUUCCGAUGUCAUUAACAAAUCCUUUACCAAUUCCGUGCACAGUUGAUUUGGCCUUGAAACCAAAUGCAAAAGGAAAAGCAGCUCUUCAGAAUUUCCCAUUCGAUAUCAAUGAGAAAACAGUAACAAUUGGACCAAAUGGAAAAUAUACUGUCAUGGUUUCUUUCCUUCCUAAUACUUCCGAGAAAUUCCUUGCAACAUGUGAAGCAGUUGUCAGAGGAAAUACAAAUGGAGAAGGAAGAAUGUUGAAGUUCGGAUUGGAAGGAACAGGAACUUUACCAACUGUUUCAUUGGUUGGAGAGAAAGAUAAACCAGGAAAGAAUGGAAUUGUGUCAAUCAAUUUAGGAAAGAUAUUGAUUGGAUUCACAAAGGAGAAAACAAUUUGUUUGGCUAAUGAAGGAAUGAUUCCUGCAAAGAUUUCAAUCACUGCAAAAGCUUCUCCUGAUUUCGAAUUAAACAAUGUUGAUUCAGCUCAGGAAUUCGUUUUAGAUCCAAACCACAAAUUCAAUCUUCCUGUUGUUUAUGCUCCUCAAAAGGCAAGAAAAGGACAAUUCGAUAUCAAUGUUACUUGCAUUGAUAAUCCGAAAUCAAACAUUUCUUUGUCGAUUACAGCUGAAGGAUUCAGUGAAGACGUCAUUUUCGAAGGUUUGCAAGAAGACGAAUCAGAUCUCUACUUUAGAGAUAAUGUUGUUGGAAGACAGCAACAACAAACAUUCGUUAUGCACAAUGUCUCGCAGAAUCACAUCAAAUUCCAGUGGGGAACUCAUCCAGAUUUCUCUUUCUCGCCAAGAAUUGGACACUUGCAUAUGGGACAGAGAAAGACAAUCACUGUUACGUUCUUCACAGACAAGCCAAUCAAACACAAUGGAGUUAAAAUUGCUUGUCAGUGGCAAAAGAUCGAUUUCGCGAAUCCUUCUGCACAUGAUUGGGAUGAUUCGAUGAAAAUUGUGAAAUUUGUCACUAAAGGAUCAUUAAGACUGGCAGAACUGAAACAGAAAGAACAAGAGCAAGAAAAGCAGCAGACUAAAUCUAACAAGAGAUCUCCACUUUCAAAGAAAGGAACUCCUGUUGAAAUUGAACUAUUAAAUAUUCCUGAUCCGACUGACAACGAAAUCGUCAAAGUUGUUGAGAUCAAACCAGAACCAGAAAAUACUCCACAACAGGUUAAAUGCAAAGAUUUGGUCUUGAGAGUCUUCGCUAUCUCUGAUUACAUCAAAUACCACUGUGAUACAACAGACAUUUCAUACAGUCCAACAAUGAUGUACCAGAAGAGAUCUUACGAAGUAAAAUUGCAGAAUACUUGUGGAAUCAGAUUCGAAUACACAUGGCAAGUUGAAGAUUUCAAAGCUAUCAGAACAUCGUCACAAAGUGUUCCUUUCUCUGUCAUUCCUUCAACAGGAUUCAUUGAUGCAGGUGCUUCUACAACUUUCUCUGUAAAUUUCGAACCAGAAGAAGUUGAUGAUUUCACUGCAAAACUUGUUUGUGCAAUUCCUUAUUUGUCUCAAAUGGAGCCACUAAACAUUAUGGUGUCCGGUCUUUCAAGACGUCCAUUGUGCCACUUCAAUGUCGAAAUGAGUGAUUAUAUUUCUGCAGGAAGAAGACAUCCAGAUUAUACAGACGUUCUUCCAGAAGAUAUCAGAGUUGUUGAGUUGUUCUCAAGUGGAAUCGGAAAGAGAGCAACAAAGAAGUUCGAAGUAAUUAAUCCAACAGCUUCAAGCUACGAAGUCAAUUGGACAAGAGUUGGAAAUGGAAAUGCAAGAGAUCCAAUACAAUGCGACACUCCUGCUGCUUUAGUUUCGAGUGGAAAGAGAUACAUGGUUGCUUUCUCUUAUUUACCAACUUCAAGUAGAAUUGUUGAAUCUCAAUGGGACUUCCAUAUCCCAGAACAUGGUGUUACAGUUCACUUCCUUAUUGUAGGUAGAAUAGUUCCAAAGUAA